GGUGUCAGCCACUCUUGAGCCGCGGUUCGUUGCGGGUGGUGGUCCGUCGUAGUAGCAUGCUCUCACACGCUCACGUCCGUUUACACGCAUUUCGAAUGUGAUACUGUCGUAUAUUCCGUACACGGGUGACCACGAAACGCCGAGCGGGUGAAACACCACACGAGUUCGUAUAACGCAAACGCACUCGAUCGUGUCGUGUGUUAGUUAAAAAAAAAAAAAAAAAAAAAAAAAAAUUAAAAAAACCAAAAGAAACAAUAACAAUCAAAAGUAAAUCUUAUCGCUAUCUUUGUUGCCGCCGAAAUAUCGUAUUUUACUUUUUUAGACUUUUUUCCCUUUCGCUCUUCCUCCCAUCGCAAGACGCGCAGAUCACUCAUCGUCGCUUUCACGUUACAGGUUUCAAAGGCAUCGUACUUAACGGAUUUAACAAGAUAUCAAGUUUAUACUUCGUUAGGAUGAAGUGAUAAAGGCACCGAGGCACGAGCGUUCAAAAUGAGUUUCUUCACUUCGCUCCAUCAAAUAGUCACCAGCAGCGUGGCCAACCUGAACCUGAGCCCAAAGCGGUUCUCGUUGUCCAAGGAACCGGGACCGGACGGAGAAGAAACGGCAGCGGCCCUGGCGGCCGCGGCCACGACCGCGUCCAGUCGGUCGGCGAGCACGGGCAGCGUGAGCGGCAUACCACGCAUCGUGACGCCCCAGGGCAGCGGCGGCGGGCUCCGGACAUCCGGGCCCAGAAGAACCGGAUCGUUCAGGCAGAUCUCUCAGCCCAGGAACCCGAUGGCGUUCUGCAGGCGCAGGACCUCGUGGCCCGAGAUCGAUCAGACCGCGUCGUCUGGAGUGCACGAAACGGAUGGUUCGUUUUUCGAAAAGUAUAGCAGUUUACAAUGGAAAUUGGAUCAAAGACGAUUGCAAAUGAUCAAAGACAGUCGGCAAGAUGAAUGCCCGCCGCCAGAGCACAGCGUCGGGGUGAAACCACCACCUGUCUCCAACAUUCAACCCAAAGAGAUGGAACAUUUGUACAUGGACGUCUUGUAUACAAUUAAGUACAAAGUUGGCGCCGACACAGAACUCAGUGCGCAUCGUGACCAACUGUACGUUUAUGCGCAAAAAGCAUUUGACGUCACGCCCGAACAGCAUAGACGUUAUAUGGCAAUAGUGCACGAGGAAAAACCUCCAAUCGUGGUACUACACGUGACCGUGGUUGAAGCGGAAGGCCUGGAGGCGAAAGAUGCUAACGGUUAUAGCGAUCCGUAUUGCCUACUGGGACUGAUGAGGAGGACCGACGAAACGGCGACCCGGCUGGCCGAGGGCUCGGCUGAAGAAUGUUCCACCGUACUAUCGCCGGUCGCUCUCAUGGCUGGCAUUAUCGGGUUCAGCGACCCGUACUGCAUGCUCGGCAUCCAGCCGGGCACGGUGUCCCCGCAGCCCAGCACGGGGCCGCCGCCCUCACCGGCCAACAGCCCGUCGCCGUACCAGCCACCGCUGUCGCCGAGGCCCGUGCAUGCCAACGCCCGCACGCUGUCCGAGGGAGGCAUCGAGUUGCCGGACGGCCGGCACGACCAUCACGACAAGCUGCGCAAACACCACAGUUUCCGGUUGAGUUUCAAGAGAAAAGAACGAGGCGGCGGUUCGAGCGGUAGUGUUUACGGAUGCCGGGAGCACCGGGAUAGCAUUUCGGCCGUUCCCGCACGGUUCAUCCAAGCGACCAGCGUGCGCAGAGAGACACUAAAUCCGAAAUGGGGUGAAAGUUUCAUGUUCGAUAUCGAUGACGUGACCAGUGACAUCUUACACCUGGACAUUUGGGACCACGACGACGAAUCGUCUGUAUUGGACGCGGUUAGCAAACUGAACGAAGUGAGAGGCGUCAAAGGUCUGGGAAGGUUUUUCAAACAGAUCGCUCAAAGCGCCAGGUCCGGUAGCCAGGACGAUUUUUUGGGAUGCAUAAACAUACUCAUCCAAGACGUGCCUUCCACCGGUCUCGACAAGUGGUAUCAGUUGGAGGCUAGGUCGCAGAGAUCGAACAUCCAGGGUAGCAUACGGUUAAAGCUGUGGCUUUCCACCCGCGAGGACCAUGGUCAGCCAAUCACGCAAAACAAUUUUGACAACUGGACCGACGUACGUCGCCAUGAAAGACUGUUGACCAUAUUCGCCGAUUACGAAAUGUCACUGACAAAGUCCAGCCUGUGGAACGGCGAGCUAUGUCACGAGGCCACGAGCAUACUGCACCAGCACGCGGUUCAAAGCGGCGUAUCCGAGCUUCAGUUGGCCGUCAUAAGGUGGCUAGCGUACAGCCACAUACCGUCCAUAGACCCGCAGUUCCUGUUGAAGCAACUGUCUCAGCUGGAAGCGGCCUGGGGAGAGCAGACGUUGACCGGCGAAGAGGAGGAUUGGCUGGCUGAUUCUUUCAACGUUUUCCUAGACUAUUCAUUGCAAUUGAUCCGAAAGUACCGCAAACUAUUUCCGCCACAUCAUCACGUGUCGAUGAACCGGUUGGAGUACAUACUUAGAUGCUUGAGCCGGUUGUCGCUGUCGAAAGCGUACGGAAAAUGCUGUCCUUUCAACAAAGACAUUCGCGGCGAGAUCGGCAACGCACUCAGAGUCGGCACGCACGAAUGGUACGAGGAGAACAAAAAAUUCACGGCCACCGGGCAACACGAUUCAGAAACCCGACUCAAAGGGUUCGUGAGAUUGGUUACUGCCGUUCUGAUCGAUUUGCAAAAAGGAGUGGAACACUACAACGUAUUAUUCGAAAAUAUAAACGGCGUGUUUUAUUACGCGGCCAUCUACAAACAACACGAAAAACUGUUGGCAAAGGGAUUUUCAAAUCAUUUGGACAUAAUCAUGGAGUUGUCAAAUGAUCUGAGCCAAGAAAUAGCACCCAUCUGCAAAAAAGUGAAAGGAGCUGAUUUCGGGAUGGACACUCCGCUGUCUCCGACCAACUCGGAAACCGGAGAAUCAUUGUUUGAACUCUAUCUAGCCGUUCAGGAGUUUAUCAGAUACCGCGAACACCUUAACGCAUCCGACUACAAAGGCUUGUCGACCCAGUGCUACUACCAUUGGUUCGAACCGGCUUUGGAAAAGUGGCUGGAUCUGGCCAAGUUGAAAAUCGUUCAACGAGCGAAGAAAGCUUUGGAGUUGAGUACGAUCUGUCACGGCGAGAUGACCGUCAAACACUCGACGUCCAGCAACGAUGUGGCCACCGCGCUGUGUCACAUGAAAGAGUUCUGGAAACAUCUCGCCUGGCCGGAUCUAAUACAAUCUUACAACUUCGUACUGAAACUUUUAGACGCUAUGUGUGAAGCGGUCUUGUUUUACGCUCAAUUGGUCCACCAGAGAUUAAAGGAUUCCGGGUUUUACGAAGAUGUGUCACCAUUCAAAGCAUCCGACGAAGUUUGCGCAGCGCUGAACGACUUAGAAUACGUUUGGCGAACCGUGGCCUCGAUGCCCGACGAUUUACACUUGGAAACCGUCGUGUCCGCGGUGGAAGCCACUGGUGAGGCUACGGCUGACCAGUGCCGGGCUGAUGUCACGUCGUUACUGGAUCCCGUGUUCAACCAAUACGACACGUACUCGAUGAUGAUCGUCGGCCGGAUCGCCAUUAGGAUGCAAGCGCCGCUGAAGAAGUGUAUCUUCCACUUGGCGUGGUCGCCGGAUACACUGCCCACGACCGACGCCAUCGUACCGCUCCAGGAGUACCUGGACAGUCAUCUGAUCACGCUCAACACGAACCUGUUGCCGAAAAACUUCCACAAGGUGUUGAACGGCGUGUGGGAGGUGACCGUGUACGAGCUGGGACAUCAAAUGGAUGGUGGCAGCGGCGACACGAAGAUGUCCGGGUUCUACGAGCGGCUGUACGAGGCUCUGGAACUGUUGGUGGAGUUCUUCCACGCCGAGGGCAAUGGGUUGCCGCCGGAAGUGUUGACCGGAAACGUGUACAGAGCUGUGAAGCAAAGGCUCAAGCUUCACAAGACCGACACGGACACGCUGAUCGAGCUAUACUACGAGGACCGGCUGAUGGAACAACAGCGGACCAAGGAGAUCACGUACGGCGUGCUCUCGGUGCGGGCGUAUUACCAACACGAUUCCCUGUGCGUAGAGGUGCUGAAAGCCCAAAACGUCAUACCGCUGGAUCCGAACGGUUUCAGCGAUCCGUUCGUCAUCGUCGAGCUGCUGCCCAAGUCCAUGUUCCCGUACAGCGCGGAGCAGUAUACCGACGUGAAGAAGAAAACCCUGAACCCGUUGUUCGACGAGUGUUUCGAAUUCGCCGUUUCGAUGGACCAGUGCCGUCACGAGUCCGCCAUGAUACUGUUCACCGUCAUGGACCACGACGUGAUAACGUCCAACGAUUUCGCCGGCGAGGCGUUUCUUUCGCUCAACUCCAUACCGGGCGUCCUCACGCCGUUGCCGCACGACAUCAACAACAUCGACCGAGUAGAUCUGAUUCUCAUGCACCAACAGAACAAAGGUCAUCCGAUACUGCAGACACUGGAGGCCAGGCACGAGGACAAGGUGGCUCAGGACUUCGUGAAGAAACAAAGGGUCCGCACCACCAACUCUUGAAACCUGCAAUGUCAUACCGUGACGGCGCUUACAGGGUGUUGCGUCUCCGGUCUCAGCGACUCGUCUGAGCCUUGACCGUCGACAUCGUCGACAAGCGUGCGACUGCGUACAACCGGCGGUGGGCGUUCGAAGUCGAUGCCGAAAUCCGACGAGAAGAAAAUUUAAACAAACAUUUUACUCGAAACAAAAUAAAAAAAAUACUAUUUUUAAAUACUAUUACAAAAAAAUAAAUAAUUUACGACUGGUACAACGGACGUGAUCAAAAUUUAAUGGAAUCCCCGAUAAUUUCACGAAUUAAUGUUGAUUUCGUUCACUAGAUUAUUUUACAGUAUAAUAAUAUUAGAAUAUACACACUAAUAUUAAUUAUAUAAAAUUGUACAUUCUUAAUUUUUAUUCUUAUAUAAAUAUAAUAGCGUAAGAAUAUAUUAUAUGUAAAUAUCACAGGUCGUUACAAUCACAUAUAAAAUACGAUUCGUACCUAUCUACAGUGCCGGCAGUAGAGUCACUGGCGUCCUGGGUGAAUAUAAAAAUAUGCGCCCAUCCCCGUGUAAUUAUACUAGAAGUUUUAUUUUAAAAUCGUUAUCCGAUUCUAUUAAUAUCUGAAUUAUAAAAAAAUAGCGAUUGCGAACGGCGACUGACAAUAGCAAAUAAUUUAUUAUCUACGGACUAAAUUAUUAUAUACCCAUCGUAAUAAAAAAUUGUCAAUAGAACGGACAGAAUAUUAGAAUUACAUUCCUAUCAUUUUCUUUCAGUUUGAACAUUAUGCCAUCGAUACGUCCCCCUUUCGACGAGCGUUCUGGACGUAGGCCCAGGUCAGCCACCCCUAACGCCGGCCCUGACUAUCUAUACCAUAUUUUAUAUACCCACACGUUUUGUAAUAUUACAUACGACCUCCCAUUCCGCUAUGCAAUACACUGCAAACCACUAUUGUAUGCUCUUCGGAAAUAAUAAUUUAUUCUUUAUUUCACAAGCCACGCGUGCACACAAAAAUAUAAUGUUAUAUACAUAAAUAUAAUGUUUAUUACGAUAUUUUAGACAUUUUUUUUUUUUAUGAUUACUAAAAAGACAAUCUAUAUCAAGUGGUUUCUUCAUUAUAUUGUUCGUGUGUCGAAGAGGUACACAGCAAUGAUAAUAUUGUUAACUCGACCACCGUAGUAUUGUUAUGUUAUUUUAAAUACUAUUAAUAUGAUAUAAAUAGUAUAAUGCUUAGUUCAUAUUUUAGCCACCCCUGAACUUACAAAAUACAUAUAUAUAUAUAUAUAUAUAUUCGGGUUCAUUUUUCUAAUUUGUAUAAUAAUAUAAUAUAGAAAUAUUAUAUACUUUUAGUACUGUAUAAUUCAAACCACAGAAAAUUAUAUGUAAAAGAAUACAUUU
Sipha flava (yellow sugarcane aphid) is the source of this 5931-nucleotide messenger RNA. RefSeq names its product BAI1-associated protein 3 (gene unc-13-4A). The transcript is spliced from 27 exons. Bases 490 to 4557 code for a protein of 1355 amino acids. NCBI's taxonomy places the organism in Eukaryota, Metazoa, Arthropoda, Insecta, Hemiptera, Aphididae. The record is from RefSeq and is a predicted model, not a curated record.